Molecule: messenger RNA, 1800 nt
Organism: Aspergillus calidoustus
Lineage: Eukaryota; Fungi; Ascomycota; Eurotiomycetes; Eurotiales; Aspergillaceae
Source: the annotation of a GenBank genome assembly
AUGGCCCCUUCCACACGGCCCACCGGCAAGCGGCUACCAAUCAGCUGUCAGGCUUGCCGGACGAGGAAGAUUCGUUGCUCCCGCAAUGGACGUCCUUGCCAGACGUGUGUUCGAAGGGGGCUGGGAGCUGUAGAUUGUAUCUACAUUGGGCAGCCGAGACUGUCGUCAGAGAACACAUUAAGCAAGGGCACCACCGUACAGACUAAGCUACACGUCCGAAUCCAGAGCCUGGAGGAUCUGCUCCAGAAGCAAGUUGGCUCGCACCCGGGCUCUCACUCUCCGCUCCUGUCACCGAGCCUGAGCGGGAGUUUCCCCGAGCCGGAUAGUGCCGUUGGUCUAGGGUUAGAAUAUACCCGAAAUUCUCUGCUGAGCAGCGUUGGCACAUUACAAAUCUUUGCAUCAGGACACGUGCGCUACUUACCAUUGACCCCGCAAUGGAGUUUAACCAACCACACGAGCUCUCUAAGCAACCCGCCAGAUAUCAACUCUGAGAUCCCCGAAGACGAUAAUGACCUAUGUAUUCCAUUUGCAGCGAGUGCAACCUCGAGGGAAGAGUUACUCGCUAUUCUUCCCCCAAGCCGGUAUUGCGACAUACUUAAAGAUGUCUACUUUCGCGUUUUCUCUCCUCUCUUCCAUCUGCUUCAUGACCUUACAUUCGAAGCCGAGUACCAGCAGUUCUGCCAUGGCCCUAACAGUGUUAUGACCGCAUGGAUCUCCUUACUGUUUGCUAUUCUCUCCAUUGCCAUAACAGCUCUCCACGACGACGAUCCUCUGUUAUCUGACCUGGGCCGGGAGAAGACUGUCAGUCGCAAUGUCAAAGUUCUCUCCGCUCGCUACCAGUCUGCUACUCUGCGGUGCCUGGCAGCAGACGGAGUAAUGUCCCGCCAUUCAAUCAAUUCUCUGCAGUCCCUCAUCCUGAUCAUCUACGCACGGCUUCAUCGCGGGCUGCCCACUUGGACCCUUUUGGGCUUCACCCACCACGUUGCAACCUCAAUGGGCUGCCAUGUUGACCCGGAACGGUUUGCUCUUGUUCCUAUUGAGCGGGAGGAGCGACGACGCGCUUGGGCUGGAUUGACUAUGCUGUACGUCAGUCAGAACGUCACUUUUGGCAAUCUAAAUCCUGGACUGUCUUCGUUUGGAGUGAAACUUCCUCUCGAUGCCAACGACGUGGAUCUGCUUGCUGGAACGGUCUUGGAACCUGUCCAUCGCCUGACACAGAUGACCUACCUUCUGCUACAAUACCGGCUGCACAAUAUUAGCUCUAUGAUUUGCGACACUCUGUUCAAUUUUCCGCCUAGAUACUCCGUCACGCAGAUUGAAGCCGAGAUUCUCAACGUGCACGAGACGUGCGAAAAGCGCUACCAGCUUGAACUGGGUCCAGAACCUCUUCCUGUUCACCACCUUGCGAACUUUAACAUUCUGUAUAGCUACAUUCACCAGCUAUACCUUCUGCUUCUACGGCCCGCCCUCUGCCAGUAUCUUCAAGGCAACAUCACUCCAGAAACAUGCGCGGCACGGGUAAAGUGUCUCGCGUCGGCGAAAACAUCUCUCGCUAUCCACCAAUCUCUAUACGAAUCUCCACAGUUCGUUUCCUACAAGUGGUUCAACAGCGGCCUGGGAAGCUUCCAUGCCUUCCACGCUGCCGUGAUCCUCUGCGUCAUGCUUAUAUAUCCGGACAACCACUACGAGGCCCAUGACAUUAAGAAAAUCCUCUGGAAAUCUCUCGACAUUUUUGCAUCACUCUCCAACCGAAGCAGCUUCUGCAGCAAAGCCGUGCCUGUCCUUCGGCAGAUCAUGUGA